CUUCAAGACAACUUCUUUGUACCCUCUUUUCACUUCUCUCUUUCAAUGGCGGCCAAGAACGCAUUGUUGAAGUACCUUAGAGUUGAAUCUCGUCUUCCACAACAACUACAAUUGCAAAAUCAUAGAUUUAUUGGAACCCCAUUUGCCCAUUUGCUCAAACGUCACUUCUCAGAGGAAGUUAGGGGGUCAUUUCUUGAUAAGUCUGAAGUGACAGAUCGUGUUAUUGAUUGUGUCAAGAACUUCCCAAAACUCGACCCAUCAAAGGUUACUCCAAAUGCCCACUUCCAGAAUGAUCUUGGUUUAGAUAGUUUAGACACUGUGGAAAUUGUUAUGGCCCUUGAAGAAGAGUUUGCGUUUGAGAUUCCUGACAAUGAAGCUGAUAAGAUUAGCUCCAUUGAUCUAGCUGUUGCUUUCAUUGCAUCUCACCCCCAGGCUAAAUAAAGGAACAGACUAGCCUUGAGUUUGCUUAGACUGUGUUGGCCUGUGGUUAAUUGUACGACUUCUGGUCAGCUCGUUUAAGUUUUGGAUAAUUCAUAACAAUGUCAAUCACUUCCAUUAUCUAGUGAGCUUAUUCGCUUAAGAACUUCAUGUUUUGA
Molecule: messenger RNA, 596 nt
Organism: Solanum verrucosum
Lineage: Eukaryota; Viridiplantae; Streptophyta; Magnoliopsida; Solanales; Solanaceae
Product: acyl carrier protein 2, mitochondrial-like
Exons: 2
Coding region: 46-441 (131 amino acids)
Biological process (GO): fatty acid biosynthetic process
Cellular component (GO): mitochondrion
Molecular function (GO): acyl binding; acyl carrier activity
Source: RefSeq, a predicted model, not a curated record